GAGCUCGGAGCGAGCCCGCGCUGAUGGCACAGCAAUGCGGAGGGACAGCAUCGCGCCCGCGGAUAUAGCAGCAACUUGUGCCCGCGGGGAUGCGAGCGAGAAAGCGGCACUUAAGCGGACCUCAAAGUUCAGCCGCGGUGGCGCUCAAAUGCUGAUGAUCUGACCCCACCGACCCGCUGACCCGCGCGACCACGCCACUUUCGUUUCAACUUUUUCAAUCCGAACAUGGCCGUUCGAGGCAACUCGCUCAUGCCCUUCUCCAUCCAGGCUAUACUUAACAAGAAGGACGACGACAGGCACUUGCCCGAUCUGGACGUGUGCUUCUCCAAGACGACGUGCUGGAAAAUAUUCGGGGACGUGCGCGCCGCCUCCGGGGAGCCGCCGGAAAAGAGCUACGACUCGGACUCGGGGCUCAGCGAGGACAACGACCCCAAGGCUGCGGGAGUCGUGCAGGGACUGCGGUCGGAGAAAGACGCCGGGGCCGCGUCUGAUGUGCCGGACGAGAGUCCGCAGGAGGAGACAGACCACGAAUCUGCAGCCGCGGACAACAGCAAGAGUGACAGCGAGCUCCAGAACGCUGCGGACUCGAGUUGCACUGCAGACGAGAAGUGCUCCGAGCAGCCCAAGCAGAGAAAGAAGCGCUCCCGGGCGGCCUUCUCCCACGCGCAGGUCUUUGAGCUGGAGCGCCGCUUCAACCACCAGCGGUAUCUGUCCGGGCCCGAGCGCGCCGACCUGGCCGCCUCCCUCAAGCUGACAGAGACUCAGGUUAAGAUCUGGUUCCAGAACCGGCGCUACAAGACCAAGCGUCGGCAGAUGGCCGCCGACCUGAUGGCGUCCACGCCGGCCGCCAAGAAGGUGGCGGUCAAGGUGCUGGUGCGCGACGAUCAGAGACAGUACGGCCCGGGCGAGGUGCUGCGGCCCCCGCUGCUCUCCCUGCAGCCUUCCUAUUAUUACCCUUACGCGUACUGCCUCCCCGCGUGGACACUCUCGUGCACGGGAAACCCAUGAAAAACACAACGGACUCUAUUUAUUUGAGGACUUUUUUCUGUCUCUUUUUUUCCUUUUUGAGGGGGAGACACGGAACUUUAACUUCCUUUUUUUCCCAAACCAAAGUGGAUGUCAAUGACAGGACCUAUAAUUGGACAUUUAUUGCUUUAUAUUUACAUCCUACCUCUGCAGUGAAUGUCAGUUGUUUUCGUUGUUGUUUUUUUCGUUUUCAUUAAAUUGCAGGCUGUGUGUUUAGUCCCCCCCCCCCUUUCCCCUCCCUUUCCGCUCUGUUUGCAAAGGUAAGAGAUAUUUAAGCACUUUUUUCUUGGAAGCAUUUAAAUAGAAGAAAGAAAUCCUGGCAGCAAAAAUUCCUCUUUAUAAUGUAACGUGUGCUUUUUCUUUUUUUGGAUGGUACAAAAAUAUUAAAACA
Corythoichthys intestinalis (scribbled pipefish) is the source of this 1417-nucleotide messenger RNA. RefSeq names its product NK3 homeobox 2 (gene nkx3-2). Gene Ontology annotation, biological process: cell differentiation; regulation of transcription by RNA polymerase II. Gene Ontology annotation, cellular component: nucleus. Gene Ontology annotation, molecular function: DNA-binding transcription factor activity, RNA polymerase II-specific; RNA polymerase II cis-regulatory region sequence-specific DNA binding. NCBI's taxonomy places the organism in Eukaryota, Metazoa, Chordata, Actinopteri, Syngnathiformes, Syngnathidae. The coding region runs from base 226 to 1008 and encodes 260 amino acids. The record is from RefSeq and is a predicted model, not a curated record. The transcript has 2 exons.